This is a messenger RNA of Didymella exigua CBS 183.55, 1455 nucleotides long. RefSeq lists its product as uncharacterized. The record is from RefSeq and is a predicted model, not a curated record. The transcript is spliced from 2 exons. The coding region runs from base 1 to 1455 and encodes 484 amino acids. Lineage: Eukaryota; Fungi; Ascomycota; Dothideomycetes; Pleosporales; Didymellaceae.
AUGCAUUGGCUCCAGACUGAGGAGGACGGGACCUAUAGCUUACAAUCGCUUCAACUUGAUAUCGUCGGUUUCCUAGCCAUUCUCGGAGAAGGUUCAGUACUCGCCAACGCGCAAGUCUCAACUCUCUCCGCAUGGAUUUUUCUCCCGCGCCUGAUUCCCGCCCCCCAGGCACUUAUGCGCCCAACACGACCAUUAGACCUCGAAUCGGUCAAGGGUAAUGUCUCCGGUGUAUGGUCAGGCAACGACAGAGAUCAUAUCAACCACAUUGGGAACAUUAUCUGCAAUGCCAACAACCUUUCAAGUUUCUCCGUUCGCGUCGUUGAGAUCAAACGCAUCAACGAGGACCCAAUCAAGGCAAAGGAAUUUGGACCCCUCACAUAUGUCGCAUGGCUCGGCUUUACUCUCUCUGCGAUGCUGUUAGGACUGUCAAUACAUCUACACGAUGGCAUGUCUAUCAUUGCUACUGUACUCCUCUCGCUGCUAUCUAGUCUAAUCGGCCUGGGCAACUACUGGACUCUUCGACUUCCGAAACGUAAAUCUGUAGACCAACAAAAGCAAAGCGGGCGAACGUUGUAUUUUGGGCCCUCUAGGAGUAAAGGCAACAACAAGAUCGAGGACAAGCAGAGCAAGAGCGGCACAAGUUGCGAAAUUGCGAUGGCAGAACAAGGCGACAACAGGAAGAGGGUCGAAGACCAUGCACCCCCCGGAGACAUGGUGAUCAGAUACCCAAAAGGUAGCUUUCUUGUUGUUCGUUGCCACGAGGAUGUUGCCCGCGAGCUCUACUUCGCACCAGAAGAGAUUGAGUAUCUGGUCGAAGACGCAUGGAUCUACCGCCUUCUCAGUCUAGUGGGCACCAUGAUGUUGAUGGGGGGUGUGAUUUGUCUCGCCAACGCCAGGAUCGAGAGCCAAAUUGCAUGGGCGGGCUCGUAUAUGCUGCUUGGGUCCGCCUAUUGGAUCGUCGCUGCGCUGCCACAAAAGGUGCAUUGGGACACCUCGUGCUACUCGGUUAUCUCAGAGGCCCUCUCCGACUCCGUGCCAUACAAGAAAUAUCCAUAUUCGAAAAGUAAGUCGUUCACCGAGGCGUUGUGGAAGGCUAUAGUGGCGAGCAAGGAUGCGACUUGGGUCCGACGGGAAGACCAUUGCCCAGAUACGGCGGUCUGGGACGAUUGGCUUCAUAUGGCGAGAUCAUGCAGUAGAGAGUAUAUGAAUCCUAUGAACGAUGAGGAUUUCCAAAAGGCAGGAAAAGCAAAAGCUGAACAUAAGACCUGGCAGAUCCCUGAUUGGGAUCCAGUCGGGUAUCUCCAAUACUUGCUCAAGAAAGAGAAGGAAAGCAAGAGGCCGAAAGGCAAAUCCGGACUGGACGCCCACAAUCAGGUGUUGCAGAACAUGAACAACAACCAGCAGAACAUGCAACAGAACCCCCAGCAGACCAUCCAGCAUGACACGCAAUUAUGA